This is a messenger RNA of Vitis riparia (riverbank grape), 545 nucleotides long. Its product is annotated as 40S ribosomal protein S29-like. The transcript has 3 exons. Gene Ontology annotation, biological process: translation. Gene Ontology annotation, cellular component: cytosolic small ribosomal subunit; ribosome. NCBI's taxonomy places the organism in Eukaryota, Viridiplantae, Streptophyta, Magnoliopsida, Vitales, Vitaceae. The record is from RefSeq and is a predicted model, not a curated record. Bases 70 to 240 code for a protein of 56 amino acids. Gene Ontology annotation, molecular function: zinc ion binding; structural constituent of ribosome.
UCUUAGCUUCACUUUAGGGUUCCCACUCUGCAUUGUCGCCUCCGAGCUAGGGUUUUGCCGCAUUCGAAAAUGGGCCACUCCAACGUCUGGAACUCGCACCCCAAGAACUAUGGCCCUGGUUCACGUACCUGCCGUGUUUGUGGGAACCCACAUGGUUUGAUCAGGAAGUACGGGCUCAUGUGUUGCAGGCAGUGCUUCCGCAGCAAUGCCAAGGAGAUUGGCUUCAUCAAGUACCGUUAAGAAAGAGGAUGCUUCUAUUUCAGUACUCGGCAUGCAAUGGAUUACCAACGAUUUACAAUUGAUAUCAGCAGAAACUCGAGGAAAGUUAUUUUCUUAGUCUGUUAAGCGCUCUAGACAACAUCUUCAAUUCUGUAGACUGCUAAUGUUUUGAUUCUACACCACCUUGAAUGCUGCUGUUAUUUUUCAAUUCUGUUGCCAAGUGAAUUAUCAGUUCUUAUUUACUUCUUUUUUUCCUUUUGAUUCUACUUCUGUUUGGGAAUUUGAAUGUUUUUUCCCUGUGGGAAUUGGGAUAAAGCUUGAACCAA